CCCGGAGUCAGAAUUGGAAAAAGUCUGAGGCACUUGGAGUUAGAGAGAGGGAGAGUUCCGCGGCUCGAGCCUCGCCCAUUGCGGGAGAGCGCGUACUGUCCAGGCUCUGUCUCACACCCCGCUUCAACCUUCAUUAACUGUAUCCCUCCUUCCUCUCUGCUCGUGUAUAAGCUCGAGCUUUCUCCCCCUGUGAAGAGAGGGCAUUUAGGUCACAAUGUUCCACUUCAGGAUUUUAACUGUUUUAGUCACACUUUGGCACUGUGCUAUUGCACAGGGGCCAGAGUUCAGCUAUGGAUGUGCCGAGGGAAGCUGUUACCCAGCCACAGGAGACCUGUUGAUUGGGCGAGCAGAUAGACUAUCUGCUACAUCCACCUGUGGUUUGCAUAAGCCUGAGCCCUUCUGCAUUGUCAGCCAUCUUCAGGAAGAAAAAAAAUGUUUUUCAUGUGAUUCACGCGAGUCUUUUACUGAAAAUCCAAAAAGUCAUAGGAUUGAGAAUGUUGUCACAACAUUUGCUCACAAUCGACUAAACACCUGGUGGCAAUCUGAAAACGGUGUGGAAAAUGUUUCCCUUCAGCUAGAUCUGGAAGCUGAAUUCCAUUUUACCCACCUCAUCAUGACUUUCAAGACUUUCCGCCCAGCUGCUAUGAUGAUAGAGCGAUCUUCUGAUUUUGGGAAGACCUGGCAAGUCUAUCGGUAUUAUGCUUACGACUGCGAAUCAUCCUUUCCAGGCAUUCCAACAGGAUCAUUAAAGAAAGUGGACGACAUUAUCUGUGACACUCGGUACUCUGAUAUUGAACCUUCUACCGAAGGAGAGGUUAUCUAUCGGGUACUGGAUCCAGCCUUUAAAAUUGAAGAUCCAUACAGCCGGAGAAUACAAAAUAUGCUGAAGAUCACAAACCUGAGGAUAAAGUUUACCAAACUCCAUACUCUGGGUGACAACUUGCUGGACUCUCGAAUAGAAAUCAAAGAAAAAUAUUAUUAUGCUAUCUAUGAUAUGGUAGUUCGGGGGAAUUGCUUCUGCUAUGGACAUGCCAGUGAGUGUGCUCCUGUUCAUGAUUCUGAUGACCAAGAUGUGGAUGGGAAGGUGCAUGGCCGGUGUGUGUGUCGUCACAACACUAGGGGGUUAAACUGUGAGCUAUGUCAGGACUUCCACCAUAGUGCACCUUGGAAACCUGCUGAAGGACGCAACAGCAAUGCAUGCCAAAGAUGUAGCUGCAACGGACAUGCUGAUAAAUGUCACUUUGACAUGGCUGUAUAUAUAGCAUCUGGUAACGUUAGUGGUGGUGUUUGUGAUGGCUGUCGAAAUAAUACAAUGGGACAACACUGUGAACAAUGUAAACCUUUCUACUACCAGCAUCCAGAACGAAGCAUUCGUGCCAGUGACAUCUGUGAACCUUGUAACUGUGACCCUGCUGGAUCAUUAAAUGGCGGAAUCUGUGACAGCCACACCGAUUUGACAGCUAAUCUCAUUGCGGGACAGUGCCGUUGUAAGCUAAACAUUGAGGGUGAGCGCUGUGAUCUGUGCAAAGAAGGUUUCUUUGGUCUAAGCGCAGAUGAUCCAUUGGGAUGCCAGCCAUGUACCUGUAACCAUUUGGGAACUCAUCCAGGCGGAACUCCAUGCGAUGAUGUAACGGGAAGUUGCUUCUGUAAACGUCUAGUGACGGGAAGGAAUUGUGAUCAGUGUCUGCCACAACACUGGGGAUUAAGCAGUGAUCUUGAUGGAUGUCGCCCUUGUGACUGUGACCUAGGCGGGUCAUACAGUAAUGACUGUUCUGCAGAGACAGGCCAGUGCCCGUGCAAAAAUCACAUGGCUGGACGUCGCUGCAAUGAGGUUGAAUCUGGGUUUUAUUUUAUUGCCCUGGAUCAUUACACGUACGAGGCAGAGGAGGCUAACUUGGGUCCUGAAGUGACAAUAGUACAGCGACAAAAUCCACAAGGUCGUUCUCCAACCUGGACAGGAAUUGGAUUUGUAAGGGCUCCUGAAGGAACAUAUCUAGAAUUCCAUAUACACAACAUUCCAUAUUCCAUGGAGUAUGAUCUGCUGAUUCGUUAUGAGCCUCAGCUACCAAAAAAUUGGGAAGAAGCAAAAAUAACUGUGUUCCGUCCUGGUAAAAUUCACACCAGCAGUCGAUGUGGGAAUACAACACCUGUUGAUGACAACCAAGUCUUUUCUCUGCCAUCAGGAUCAAGGUAUGUGGUCCUACCUCGGCCUGUAUGUUUUGAGAAAGAACUUAAUUACACCAUUCGUUUAGAAUUAACAAAGUACUCAACUGAUGAUGAAAUGGAAACUCCUUAUACAUUCAUAGAUUCGCUUGUACUCAUGCCCCACUGCAAGUCACUGGAUAUAUUCUCUGUAGGGGAUUCAAGCGAGAUUGUCACAAAUAAAGCCUGGGAGACCUUCCAACGAUACCGCUGUUUGGAGAACAGUCGAAGUGUUACUAAGAUUCCAAUGACUGAUGUCUGUAAGGGCAUCCUGUCUAGCAUUUCUUCCAUAAUCCAUGAAGGAGCUUUAUCAUGCCAGUGUGAUCCUCAGGGAUCUCUUAGUUCUGUUUGUAAUCCCAGUGGAGGACAGUGCCAAUGCCGCUCCAGUGUAGUUGGCCGGAACUGUGACCGAUGUGCUCCUGCAACUUAUGGUUUUGGGCCUAGUGGCUGCCGGCCUUGUGACUGUCAUCUGGAAGGUUCAGUCAAUGGAUUUUGCCAUCCUGGUACUGGUCAAUGUCAGUGUAAAGAAGGAGUCUACGGUCGGCAGUGUGAUCAGUGUCAGCCUGGUUACUGGGGAUUUCCCAGUUGUCGUCCGUGCCAGUGUAAUGGACAUGCGGAUCACUGCGACUUAGAAAGUGGCGAAUGUUUGGGCUGCAGAGAUCAUACUGGUGGACAUAAUUGUGACAGCUGUAUGUCAGGUUAUUACGGGAACCCCAUACUUGGGUCGGGUGAUCACUGUCGCCCAUGUCCUUGCCCAGAUGGUCCAGAUAGUGGACGGCAGUUUGCCACUGGCUGUUACCAGGAUCAUAGUUCACAAAAUAUUGUCUGCCUCUGUCACGAUGGUUACACAGGUGCCAGGUGUGAUGAAUGUGCUUCUGGAUUUUAUGGUAAUCCUAAUGAAACAAGAGGGCAUUGUCAGAAGUGCCAAUGCAGCAACAACAUUGACAUGACUGAUGCAGAAUCAUGUGACAAGCAAACUGGAGAAUGCCUGAAAUGUCUGUAUCACACGGAGGGUGAACAUUGUGAUCUCUGCAAGCUUGGUUAUUAUGGCAAUGCGCUGCAACAGAAUUGUAAAAAAUGUGUCUGCAAUUACUUGGGUACUGUAAAGGAACAAUGCACUUCGGCAGAUGAAUGCCACUGCAACCAAACCGCUGGUCAGUGCCCAUGUCUUCCCAAUGUGGUUGGUCUUAUGUGUGAUCAGUGUGCACCUAAUACUUGGAAACUAGCAAGUGGAGCAGGCUGUGAACUUUGCAACUGUAAUGAAAUCCACUCACGUGCAGCAUCUUGUAAUGAGAAUGUGAUUGCAAUGAAUUUGGUAUUGAGACACAGCAGUGUAACCAAACCAAUGGCCACUGCAUCUGUCGGGAAGGGGUUGCAGGUGAACGUUGUGAUAAGUGCGCUAGGGGGUACUUUGGUACAUUCCCACAUUGUGAACGAUGUCAUGCAUGCUUCAGACUCUGGGAUAAAGAAAUUGAAGAACUGACUAAUCGAAGCAAACAACUUGUAGCGCAGGCUGAAGUCAUCAAAUCUAGUGGAAUAAUUGGGCCUUACCAAGAAACUGUUAAUGCUGUACAGGAAAAAAUUAAUGAUAUACGAACCCUACU
Messenger RNA from Rhincodon typus (whale shark), 3806 nucleotides. It is a transcript of the gene lamb1a, whose product is annotated as laminin, beta 1a. Gene Ontology annotation, cellular component: laminin trimer. Lineage: Eukaryota; Metazoa; Chordata; Chondrichthyes; Orectolobiformes; Rhincodontidae. Gene Ontology annotation, molecular function: extracellular matrix structural constituent. The record is from RefSeq and is a predicted model, not a curated record. The transcript is spliced from 23 exons. Bases 215 to 3685 code for a protein of 1156 amino acids. Gene Ontology annotation, biological process: substrate adhesion-dependent cell spreading; basement membrane assembly; cell migration.